This is a messenger RNA of Cryptomeria japonica (Japanese cedar), 4003 nucleotides long. RefSeq lists its product as uncharacterized. The coding region runs from base 1 to 3753 and encodes 1250 amino acids. Gene Ontology annotation, biological process: defense response to fungus. The record is from RefSeq and is a predicted model, not a curated record. Gene Ontology annotation, molecular function: ADP binding. Lineage: Eukaryota; Viridiplantae; Streptophyta; Pinopsida; Cupressales; Cupressaceae. The transcript is spliced from 7 exons.
AUGGCACCGCUAGUGGCGAGGCGCGGGACACUGACAGUGGACGGACUGAUAGUUUUUCAACAUAAAGGUCUUCGUGCUCCACAAAGAGAGUACGAUGGAGAUCAGGACGACAAUGACCCAGUCAGCAGCAUUAAAAAAUUGCUGGAAUUGGAGGAGGACGAGGCAGCAGUAGCAGUUUUUAUAUGCGGUGAUCGGAGCACAGGCAAGUCGAAAGCUGGAGAUAAAGUGUAUUCGAUGCUUGAAAAUGAGCUCAAAAACAAGAAAUGGAAGCAAUUGAAAAUAGAAAUAUCUGGGAUGGACAGUGCGAAAGAAGGCUCCAUAUCAAAUACAGACAUUGUUCCUGGUCUGCGAUCGCAAAUUUUACAGAAUCUGGGAUUAAAAUAUAUUUCACCAGACAUUGAAAACGAUGGAGAUUGGAAGAAGCAGCUGCAUAAGGCUUUUAAUGUCUUAGAUGAAAAACAUGCUAUCGAGAAUGUAUUCAUGUACAUUGAAAAUAUCCCCAGUGCUGAAAUCCUUGGUAAACUUUUGCCAAAGAGGAACUACGGACUGAAUCGCAUCAGACUUCUGGUUACGACUCGCGAGAAGGAUGUAAUAUCUGCUACGGAGGGCACCAAUUUUAAAAGACAUCUGUAUGCUAUGAAAGGUUUGGGUUACAAGCAAGCUUUGGAAUUCUUCAAGAAAAAGCUUUCGUUGAGUAACAUUAACAAACCUCUUGUAUGGAACAUUAUAAAGAUUUGUAAGGGCUAUAAGCUUCAAAUGAAAAUUGUUCGGGACCAUUUGGUUAAGUAUUACAAAGACGAGGAAGCAUUUAGCAGAUUGUUAGAAUGGAUUGAAACAGAGAAGCCUAGUUUCGAAGUACUGAGUGAGUACUUGGGGUGCGAAGGAAAAUUCCUCCGUCAGUCUAUAACCACCCAAGAUGCACUUCUGGACAUUUGUUCAUUUUUCAAUAACAGGGAGUGGGAUCAUGUGGCCUGCAUAUUUGAAAUCGAUGUACUGGAAAAGUUGAAAGAGUUGGAGCUAGUGAAAAGAGAAUCAACUAAAGUAGUUGUCCCUGCUACAGUCAUGCCGUACUGUCUCUCUCUUGCAAAAGGAGUUCGAACAACUACUGCCGCUGAGCUCCAUGCUUUGCUGGCAAAAAAUAAGCUUCACGCAAUAAAAGGAAUCUGGCUUUUAGAAAACAAGUUCCCAUUCCCUAUUUCUGCACAACAGCUGGAUGACAUGCCGAAUCUAAGAGUUCUUGGUUUAGGAGACUGUACAAUUGUGGAUGGUGAAUGUAAAAGAAAUUUCAAGCAUCUUCGAUAUUUUCAAGCUGGAAGAAUUCAACAACUGCCCUUCGAUAUCGCUCACAUGGAGCACCUAACCUAUUUGGAUAACAAUUCCAACAACUACAUGGGGGAGACCACAAAAAAUGUUCCAACAACUCUCAGGAUGGUGAAGUCAACGGCAUUAAAUUUGGAGCAUUACAGUGAUUUAAAUAAUCUUCCCAAAGAAUGCAAGCUUAUAGAGUUGAAUCUAGAAGGCAAUGAUAUGGAAAAUCUAUCACUGAGCUCUGCCGAAUUGCAUGCUGUGGAGAAAAUAGUUAUAAGGAAGUGUAGCAAAUUACUAAAUUUGCCUAAAAGUUUUGGAAAUCUCAAAUGUUUGAAGAGAUUGGAUCUAAGCCACUGUGAAGAACUGACAGAGUUGCCAUCGAAUUUUGGAUGGAUAAGCAACCUGGAGAAAGUUAACUUGUCCUUCUGCAGGAGGCUAAAACAUCUUCCCGAUAGUAUGAAUUUGCUGACCUGCGUGAAUGAAAUUGAUUUGUCAUAUUGCAGGAGCAUUGAAAAGCUUCCUAAGCGCUUUUCUGAACUUUCCACAUUGCGGGUGUUGAAUUUAAGAUCGUGUACUCAUUUGUUGGAGCUGCCUGAAGAGUACCAAGGAUUAGCUCUUGAGAAGCUUAAUGUUGAGUCAUGCAAGCGACUAAAAGAUCUUCCAAAAAAUGUAGGACAAAACCCUUUGAUGCAGAAGACUGUGUCCUUGAGUUGGUGCUCCACAAUAGCAGAAAUACCAGAAGGAUUCAUCAGGCACAUCAAAACUCAUGUGGAAGAGCUUAUUUUAAUGGAUUGCAUCGGCCUGAUCUCGCUACCAGAUAAUAUUUUCAUGGAACUGUCUGUUCUAAAAAGCCUUAACUUGAGCGGUUGUAGAAGCCUUCUAGGCCUGCCAAAGCAAAUGCACAAACUCCAGCAUCUAGAAAAGUUAAAUCUGAGUUCAUGUGACAAAUUGGAUGAGGCAUCUAUUCGACUGAGCCGGCUCCCAGCGUUAAAAGAAUUGAUUAUUUUGAACUGUAAAGUACUGAAAGGAAACUGGUUAAGAAGUCUUAGUAAUAUACAGAGCCUGACAUUCGUGGACAUUUAUGACAGCCCAAAUCUGCAGAAUACAUGGAAUCAAAUGAAGAUUGAGAACAAAGUUUUUCACUUCACAGCUUCAACAGGAGGGCCUCGUAUCGUGCCUUUUUCUUUACCUCCUUCUACGUCUCACAAGUUGCGGAUUGACAAGGAGAUAGAGCGGGGAACCUUGGAUUUCUUCAACAACAAAUGGCAUUUUAUGGAUGUCAGUGGAGGAGUUUUCUAUCCAUCUGAUCUUGAGGUAGGGAGUACUGUAGUUAUUAUAUUUGACAAGAAUUAUCAGGAGGAAGACCGGCAAGCGCUGAUCAGAAUACUAGCUGAUCUCCAAGCAACAUCCAAUAGCAUGCAGGUAAUUUAUAUUGGCAAAUUUUGUAGUUCACUGGCAACGGAACUGGUCGGAAAGUAUCGUUUUUGCAGUGGUGAUAACUAUGAAGCUGAAGUGUUCUUUGAAAAGCUUUUGGGCAUGGAUCAGUCUUUCGAUCAUGUUAUGAUCUCUAGUGAAGUUAAGGGCAAUGGAGAAUUGAAAUCCUUUUCAGACUUGACAAGCAUAACAAAAGACAGUUUAAAGGCCAUGACCAGGGAUGUCCCAGAAACACAGUACCUCCAUUUGAAGGAACUUUCUGAGGGUAAUACCAAGGAUAAUGAGAAGUCCAAUACAAAAUUGCUUCAAGCUUUGUUGCUCACAAAGGAAAUUAACUUCCUGAUCACUAGCACGGCUCAGGUGGAAAUCAAAGACCUUGAGGGGAAAUUCGUUUUUCUCUUACUGUCAUGGCCUCACAACAUUGAAGUAGAAUCCAAGGCUUUCAAUGAGGUUUAUGACAAGCUCAAGAAAAUGUUGGAGGACAAAGAAAUUGAAAACUGUAUCGACCUUAAGGGAGAACCGAUGACUUUCAGUGAAGUGUAUGACAAGCACAAGAAAAAGGAGGACAAACCUAUCAAAAGUCGUAUCGACUUUGAGGUGGUAUGGAUUCCAAUAAUAAUACAUGGUAGAGGCACACGAGCUAGUCAUUUAGACGGGAUUAAGAAACUCAAGUGGCCAUCGAUUGCAGAUCCUUGGUCCAUCAAUCCCUUAGCAAUGCUUUAUUUCCGAAGGCAUCCUUGCUUCUAUAAAUUGCCAUUGCUCAUUGGUGUGCCUCCGAAGGGAAAGCUCCAUUCGGAAAAUCUUAUUCCAAACACAGACGACAAAGAGAGAGAAAUAUGUAAGAAGUGGGUGACAAAGGCAGUGCAAGGAAGGGAAAUGAUGAUGGCGAAGAUGGAAAGAGAGAUAACAAACAUGAGGGUGACAGAGACAACAAAUGUGCUAUUCAAAUUUAUGGAGGAAUGGGAUAAGAAAAAUAGCAGAGAGGAAAAGGAAAAAUCAAAGUCCACAUAAGCUUGCACAACAUAGAAAACAUAUUACCUUUUACAUUAAAAAUGAACAACCUCUCUAGUUAGUUAUGCAUUCUCUAGAUAAAUGAUCUUUCUUAAAAAGAUUAUAAUGAUGAGGUUUCUUAUAAUGCAAAUAUAUUUUGUGAUGUUUUGUUGAUUUACAACUAAUCAAAUAGUAAACACAUCCUAGAUAGUGGUCCAAAUAAAGUCCACUUUUGAAAAUGUGUAUAAAAUUGAAUAUGCCUUUUAUUUCA